Molecule: messenger RNA, 876 nt
Organism: Enhydra lutris kenyoni (northern sea otter)
Lineage: Eukaryota; Metazoa; Chordata; Mammalia; Carnivora; Mustelidae
Product: chromosome unknown C10orf67 homolog
Exons: 9
Source: RefSeq, a predicted model, not a curated record
GUCAGGCUCUCUUCUCGACUUACUAUUUCAGAUGAUUUGAAGGUUGGCUUUUUCUGCACAGACCAUGCUACGCAGACAGAUUCCAGCGAAAUUCUGCCCUUAAAAGAGUUGAGCUCAUCUACAGAAAAGCUAAUACGGAUUAUUAGAUCCCUUCAAGUGGAUUUUGGGUUCCUCAAAGAAUUGCUUCAGUUGAAAUUUGAGGACCGUCUUAAAGAAGAGUCUUUUAAUCUCUUCACUGCUCUACAUGACAGGAUCCUAACAAUUGAAAAACAUUAUCAAGAGAAUGAGGACACCAUAAGAAAAUGCUACAAUCAGCAGUUGGCUGAUGCCAUAGCUGUUAUCAAAGGAAUGUACAAGCAAUUCUUUGAGGUGGAAGAAGAGGCUUUUGUGCAUGAAUCAACUAGCAUCAAAAUGAGUGUUUUGUUAAAAAAACUGAAGGACAGAGAAGAAGUUAUUAAGGAAUUAAGAGAAGAACUAGAUCAAUACGAAGAGUCUAGACUUCAAAAAUUUGACGCUUUUGCCAGAGAGACGAUGCUAGAGAGGGAAAAUCUGGAGUACAAAGUGGCAAACGAGAGAAUGCUGCAGAUCAUUGCAGAGCUCGAAGAAGCGAUCAGACUCAACCUAAAGGAAAAUUCAGUACUAGAAGAUGAAAUUAUAACUCUGAAAGAGAAGGUAGAAAAGAAUCAUAGAACUAUUCAAAAGCUGUUUGAUGGUAGAGACAGAUUACUGUGUGAGCUUGAUUAUGAAAAAGCAUUAGUUCAAGAAAUGUGGCAUCAGCGGGAGGAGAGGAAAAACAGACCCAGCCUGCACACUGAAUCAGGCCAAAAGGGAGUGUGGGACUGGGAAAAAGACCAGAUCCAUGCCCUUUGGGACUGA